Messenger RNA from Striga asiatica, 360 nucleotides. The record is from the annotation of a GenBank genome assembly. NCBI's taxonomy places the organism in Eukaryota, Viridiplantae, Streptophyta, Magnoliopsida, Lamiales, Orobanchaceae.
AUGUCGUGUGGAUCGUGUGGUAGUGGAGGUCGUGGCUCAACUUCAAAUUUGGACCCUCCAGUUGACGGGCUUCAGUGCUUGCAUAGAGUCCAACCAGAUUUCUUGACCUCGAACACUGAUACGAAUCCGGCUAGGAGGUAUCAUCGAUGUCCUCACAGAAAUACUGCACGUGAUUGUAAAUUUUUCGUUUGGCAUGAUGCUGAAUUACCACCAUUUCAGAAAGCCUAUUUUUUGAAGUUGAAGAAUCAAAAAAAUUUGUUGGAGGAACAAUUAAAAUGCAAGGAUAUUGUUGAAAAGCAACUCAAUGAAAAGCUUCAGAUUAAAAAAAAACAAGUUGCAGCAGUUGAAGAGGAAAAUUGA